AUGGCAAAGAAAAAGACUAAUAAGCAGAGAGACUUUCAGAAAAAAAAACUCAAAGUUGGAAAAUCGAACAACUUACCGAACAAUUUCACUGAUACAUCUUUCAAGGCAAAAUCGAUCACUCUACCCAACCAGACGUUGGUUAAGUCACACGAUGAUAAAGAGUUGGCACAUUAUCUUGCAAUGGUGAGACACCACUCCCCAUCGACCAGAAAAGAGAUCUUAAUUCACUUAGACAAACAUCUUCCCUCUGACCCAGCACAGUAUAAAGAAAUAUUGAAAAACGUCACUCCAUUGAUCAUAGAUACUUCACCAUCUGUAAGAGAGGCUUUAGUUACUCUUUUAGAUGAUAUCGGAUCAAAAUAUCCCACAUUUAUUGAACUACAUGCCAACUCCAUUGUCCUUUUCAUUAGCAGUGCCAUGUCCCACAUCAACACAGAUAUACGGAAUGAUUCGACGAAGUUUCUACGUGUAAUACUGAAAUAUGGACCUGGCAUCAUUGUUCGUUCUAGCUGGGUCAAAAUGCUGAAGAAUUACUGUCAGUUGAUGAACUGGCAUUUGGAGGAGGCUAAGAAGUCGCUCGUUCUAGCAGUUAAUUCCAGCUCUGUUAUUGUAAAUAAAAAACCCAAAGAGAGCCAUUUGCAAGUUUUAGCUGAGUUCCUUAAGUUGGGAACAUCUGGCGAAAAGGAAGCCCAGUCGACCCUCAAGUUCAAAGCCAUACAUCCACUAACUGCUGUUUAUAUGUUUCCAACAACACCACAGCCUUUUGGGCAGCUAAACCUUUACAAAAAAACUGAGCUUAUUGUUUCCCACAAAGAGAGCGAAGAGGAAACUAUCAGGGAUUUGGAUAGUAUCAACUGUGAAGAUGAGCACACGAGGAUCACAGUUUUCAUUCAACAUUUCAAAAAGCCCGUGAUAGAUGGUCUGAAAUCAUUAAUAAAAGAAGGAGGAGGUCUUGGAAAGGAGGCAAAUAGUCUUCUAACAGCCGUAGAAUCUAUAGUUUAG
Komagataella phaffii GS115 is the source of this 1002-nucleotide messenger RNA. Its product is annotated as Essential component of the Rix1 complex (with Rix1p and Ipi3p). Gene Ontology annotation, cellular component: nucleus. Gene Ontology annotation, biological process: rRNA processing. The transcript has 2 exons. The record is from RefSeq and is a predicted model, not a curated record. NCBI's taxonomy places the organism in Eukaryota, Fungi, Ascomycota, Pichiomycetes, Pichiales, Pichiaceae. The coding region runs from base 1 to 1002 and encodes 333 amino acids.